Coregonus sp. 'balchen' is the source of this 10867-nucleotide messenger RNA. Lineage: Eukaryota; Metazoa; Chordata; Actinopteri; Salmoniformes; Salmonidae. The record is from the annotation of a GenBank genome assembly.
AGCUCCCAUGUGUUCUCUCAGUCAUGCUACCCGGGUAUGGAUUCUUCCCUCUCCCUGACUUCCAGCCUCACCUACACGCCUUCCGUUUCCGAGGAAAGAGCCCCAGCAUGUGGAUCCCGGUCUCAGGCGAGUCCCAGGCUUUGAGCGAGGCCCAGGACGACAGGCCUCUCCUGCGGCAGUGCCACCACAAGCACAUCGCUGUGUGUCAGCAGGAGACUCUGACCUUCAUCGAGCUGCAGCCGCCUGUGACCCCCAUCGUCAAAGGCUGGGGCUCCCCUACUGCAGACACCCAGCGCUUCAGCCCGUUGUCUCUGAAUCAUCGCAAACACACGAGUGAAGCACAAAUUGGCAGUGGGAGAAGUAACCCUGAUCGUUACACUAUUACUGAUACAGACCUGAGUUUAGACUCUCAGGCGCUAGGGGGCGAGGUUGAGCUGGUUAUCCAGGAAGAUAGCAGGACUGACCCUCCAGUACAGGAGCAGUGUGAGAGACCCAUGGCAGUGUCAUCUGUGUUUCUUCCCCUCCACGCAGCCCUCAGCCUGCCCCUGUCCUUUCCUCUGUCCUCCAUGUACAGGGACACAGACUCCUGGGACUCUCAGCCACCUGGCUCUCCAUCCUCUCCUGAGCCUCCGUGGCUGCAGAAGCCAGAUACCUGUCGACCACAGAGGAGGUCGUCACAGAGCUCCCUCAAGGAAAAAUCCAUCCGUAAGUACAGUAUCUAUCCAUUCCACAUCUUCAACUCUCUGUUAGUGCUCAUCAUGAGAAUGUUUUAUUCCCCCUUCAUUUUAUCCCCCCUACCUAUUUUUAUCUGUGGGACUUCAAAAUCACACUUAAAAUCUUACUUUAGAAAUAUUUUGCACAAGGCCAUAUCCAAUAUGAUUGGACUGUAGUUCGGAGAGACAUUUACACCUGAGUGUUGUUUGUGUUGUGUCCCAGGGCGUAAGAUGCGAGUGUACUCACCAGACAGCCUGAGCGACGAAUCUCUGGCCAGCCCCGUUCUGGAAGGCGACUACCUCUUCCCAGGACCCUUCGACUCCUUCCUGGAGGAGGACCUCGGGGGAGACCCUGAAGACGCCACGAGUCCCUCAUCAACAGGGGUUGCCGUAGACCCCCAAACCCCCAACCCCCCAAAGACUCCACCUCUGUCUGCAGAGCCACUACAGUUGUCAGAGGACUCCUCUGUCUUGAACUGUGAGGCUGUACAGAAUUCCUCGGCCACCAGGGGGAGCUCUUUAGUCUGCUCUCGCAUGGCGGAACACGAGCGGCGGCGCUUCUCUGCCUCUGAGCUGAUCUCACGGCUGCAGCUGUCCCAGAGGAAGAACUCGUUCACGUUAAAGCUGGGCAAGUCGCUGUCGGCUCGUGUGGCUUCCCGUGACAGGCAGACCUCCAGCAACCUCAGCUCUGACUGUAAGUGUCCCGCCUCAGGGUUGAGCACCACUGCAGUGGGAUGUGUUAGACACAAGGCUUCUGACAGCAUUGCAUGUCUCAUAACAACAUUAACAGCCAAAAAUGCUAAUAAAUAAUUUAGCAAUUUGAGGCAACUUUGAGGCAACAUUCUAUGGUGGUUGUGUGUCUGCUAGUUUCCUCCACCUCCAUCUAGAGGUCUUCACGGGUCCACCUGACCCGAUAUGCAUAAACUAAUUUGAAGAAAAAAAACAAGACCCAUUCCAAAUGGACCCGAGGACAGUCAGACCCAAAAAGGACAGUGGAAAACAGACCCAAACAGACCCAUGCUGGUUCGGAUCCGAGAGACCCAUUCAGAUCAGAGAGUAGAAAGAGCGAGAGAAAGAAACCUUCAACUGGGCGCUGCAAGCGCCAUCAAUAAACAAGCGAUAUUGGCCAAAUGAUCCACAGUUACCUGUACUUAAAAACUGCCAAUAACAUCGACAUGCAUUUCUUCAUACUUGUCAGGUAGGUUACUACUGCUAUACAGAUGUAGGCGUACAGAAGGAGGCUAAAAGUAUGAAAAAAUUAAAUAAUGUAUGCACUCACUAACUGUAAGUCGCUCUGGAUAAGAGCAUCUGCUAAAUGACUAAAAUGUAAAUGUAAAAUGUAAUUCGUAAAUUUCCUAUCAAAAUAAUUUUUUUAAGAUAAGCAUUAUAUUGUUAGAUUAAAAGAGUAACUCUGGUAGGCCUAAAACCUUCUUCCUCACCUCAGGUUGAACUGUGGGAGUCAGUUGGAGUGCCGGUGCGCACUGCCUUCAUAGGCCUGCAGUAGCUAAGCCUAAUAAUAGCCAUACCACUCCAAACCUUUACAGAAGUUGCUUAACUUUAUUAGGGUAAUAUCAAAAGUAAGUCAAGUCAUUGUUUUGCAUCUUGCCCUCUUUGGUUUUUCCAUUUCAUGGUUUGAGUGCGAGUAGCAUAGUAGGCCUACCGGUAAAAAAAAAAAAAAAAUAGGCCUACCGGUCAUUCUAUUAUAUUGCAGCAAACACAACGUUACAGCUGGAACUUAAUUUGUCCAACAAAAAUGGCUUAUAUUGCAGCUAUUACCAACAAAGGCGAUUGUCUACCAUACGCCUACCCAACAAAUGACAGUAAUAGGCUAAUGCUAUUUAUUUUAUAACAGGCCUAUAAUAAUAAUUAUUAUUAUUAAUGACUAAACAUUUGAUAAUAAAUACGAAAUAAAUAAACGAAGGGUAGAAAAUUGCAUCAAACCUGAAGAGCGAGUUGCAGACAGUCCAUUUGGCCGCGCCAACAUUCUUCUCAUCUUUGUCCACUACAAUAUUAAAACUUGUCCCUGAGGACAUUCCCCUCGUCGGCUUCUCUUCACUAUACUCUUUGUCCUCUAACUUUUGCUUUUCUUCAAUGAAAGAGAAUCCAUCUUUGCAAUCAACAGUAGCCUAGGCCAAGCCUCUGUUUACUCUCUCUCUCCUCUCUCUCUCUCUCUCUCUCUCUCUCUCUCUCUCUCUCUCUCUCUCUCUCUCUGUCUCUCUCUCUCUCCUCAGCAGCAGGCACACGUGAUGUGAGCAGCUGGAACCAGUUUCAGCAGGACAUAAGCUAUACGUUUUCUUGAGUUGCAAUUGGCUGACACAGAUAACAAGCUCGCGCAGUUCUCAUCACACAAACAGUUAAUUAACAGAGGACAGGUCCAAUUGGGUCCAGUCGGUAAAUCAAUUUUAAUUGCACAUGCCUGAGACCCAUGGCAAUUAUAUCAGACCCACUCAGAUCCGAGACAAAAGUCAAAAUGUAGGACCCGCUCGGGUCCUGGGUUGGAUAUCUGAAUUUUGGGUCUGUUGGACUCAUGAAGACCUCUACCUCUAUCUACCUUCUUCUUCUCCAGAUAAAUCCACUUCCAGGUACCGUGGCUCAGGUGGUUCCAGUCACAGCGCCCCCCACAGUCCUGUAGGACCUGUACCGCCACAGCCCUCUGCUGACAAUAACAUGCAACAACAUCGACGGAGCACCGGAUUCACAAUCAAAAAGUGUGUUUUAACAACUAAAAUGUGUAUAUAUUAUCAAGAUUAAACUCACAAAGUCGCAUUUCAACUAUACAUCUUUGCUGGAAGUGGGUCCUAAAGAUGUCAGCUGUAAAUAACACUGUUAUAACAACUAUAACUACCACCAUUCUCACAGUAUGAGGAAGAAAUCCAUCGAGGAGGAUAGGUGCACUCCUCCCACAAUCAGCAGCUCCAAUCGUCUGUCACGGUUUCUCCCCAGCUGUGAGUCUUACUUUUCUCUUCUCCUGUGUCAAUAAUUUUGUUAAUUCCACCUCUCUUCUCCACCUCCAGUGUCAAUGGUAUUUAUAUGGCAUAGCAAUGGUGUUCACACUCGUUCAACCACAUGCUACAUAACAACAUAACAUCUGAAAGUAAUUAUUUUUACUUUCUUCAACAAUGAUUUGAAUUCUCAAUCAACCCUAUAUACUCUUCUUACUUCUUUCUCUCUCUCUCUCUCUCUCUCUCUCUCUCUCUCUCUCUCUCUCUCUCUCUCUCUCUCUCUCUCUCUCACGCUCUCUCUCUCUCUCGCUCUUUCUCUCUCUCUCGUUCUCUCUUUCUCCCUCGCUCUUGCUCUCUCUCACUCUCCUCAGCAAUUCUGUACCAGGAGUACUGUGACGUUGCAAUCAACCGAGAAAUCCAGAGACAGCAGGGUGCUGAGGAGGAGGGGCUAAGGGUGAAAGGGGCUGGGGAGAUCCCAUCUCCGUCCAAUCUUUCUCCGUCUAGCUCCUUUCGCUCGUCACAAGGCUCCACCUUCUCCCUGUGGCAGGACAUCCCUGAUGUCCAGACCAGCGAUCAGCUGGACAACUUCAGCAACGAGGAGCGCAAACUACAGGAGGUGAGAGCAUGAGGAUGACAUCAAGCCAGAUUAGGAUUUAGGCAGCACUCAUAGAGACGGAUAGAAGUUGUGCAUAUCUUUUAUGGAAAGUGCACCCUCUAUCCAUCUCUAUGGCAGCCCUACAGGCUUUAAGCAUAUCCAAUUAGCCAGCCAAGUUGAUUUGUUUCAUCUAUGUGAUGGAUUACCUUUUUUGUGGGUUAACAUAUUUUGACAUAACAUUUGUGGUCAUAAAAUUAUAUUCAUGAUUUUAUUUUAACCCUGUGUUUCCCCAUAAUGUCUCAUGAUAACAUCAUGAUUUUGAUACUUAUUUAGAUAAAUAAAGCAUCAUGCUUUUAAUUGUGAGUGAGAGGUUAUUGCUUCCUAAAGGCCCAUAAUGUAUCCUCAUCACAGGCCAAGUUUGAGCUAGUGACGUCUGAGGCGUCGUACAUCCGGAGCCUGGCCAUCGCAGUAGACCACUUUAUGCUGUCCCAGGAGCUGGGGGAGUGUCUGGGGACCCAGGACAGACAGUGGCUCUUCUCCAAGCUCCCAGAGGUCAAGGACGUCAGUGAGCGGUACAGUAUAGUAACAUGACACUGAUGGGAGAGUAAAUUGCUUGAAUGCAUGUCAUGAGAUUAUUUCUGUUUUUUUCUGUCUUGUUAUUUCGCUCCGUUUUUUUUGUUCUGUUUCUCUUACUUUCAGCAUCUCUCUAUCUCGACCACUCACUCUUUCUGCUCUGAAUUUGUCACUUUCUUUGUUUCUCUGUCACUUCCUCUCGCUCUCUCUUCCUCUCUGUCUAGGUUCCUGCAGGACCUGGAACACAGGCUGGAGGAGGACAUCUUGCGUUUUGACGUGUGUGACAUCGUCCUGGCCCACUGUCCCGCCCUGCGCAGGGUCUACCUCCCCUACGUGACCAACCAGGCCUACCAGGAACAGACCUAUCAGCGCCUGUUGUGAGCAGUCUUACUUUGUGUGUAUUUCUAUUUGACUUCGUUGCACAUUUGAGACUGUAAGUAUGAUGCUUGAAAAUUACUGUACGUCGCUCAGUGCCUAGUACACACACUUAAAUAGUUGCUUUAUACAUAUGGAUUGGGAGGUUAACCCAUAGAGGGUGUGCAGGUUUCUGUUCCAGCCCUGCACUAACACACCUGGUUCAACUAAUCAACUAAUCAUCAAGACCAAGUGUGUUAGUGCUGGGUUGGAACGAAACCCUGUAGCUCUCCAGAAACAGGGUUCGUGACCACGGAUAUACACUACAUUUCCAAUCCAUACCAGUGAAGGUUUUCCGACUAUGCUGCUAGAUUUUAGUGUUUUAUAUUUUCUCUGUAGACAGGAGAAUGUUCGCUUCCCAGGUAUCCUGGCUCGUUUGGAGGAAGACCCCAUCUGCCAGCGUCUUCCCCUCGCCUCCUUCCUCAUCCUUCCGUUCCAGAGGAUCACACGGCUUAAGAUGCUGGUGGAGGUACGAUAUAGAGCACCCCUGUUCACCAUAAAAUUAAACUAUUCAUGACUGGCUGUAGGGACAGAACAUUACUACCUUACAUCAAGUUACAGACCAGCCAAUAGGCCAGUAUACAGCAGUAGGCUUUGCAGUGCCCUAAGGUGAAGUCCAGAUCCAAAAUGUUCUAUCUUCCUUCUAUCUUAUAGAAUAUCCUAAAGAGGACAACACCAGGCUCUAGAGAUGAGGACACAGCCACCAAGGCCUUCAAUGAACUGAAAAAGGUAACAGAAAAUAUACAAUAUACUUUACGCACACAUUUUUGUGGUCACCCUCCCUUUACAUUUCUCACUGCCGAUCGUGAAUGAUCAUUCUUCAAGUUUUACCGGUAAAACGUCCAUGGAGCAUCUGCAUGCCAACCAUUUGAUCUCAAUCAGUUUCAUGGUAAUAUGCAUUUGGGUCUUCUUGAGUUAUGUAUGGUGUUGUUUCGAAGUACAGUGUUGUUUUGAAAUUAUGAACAGUGAGGAAAUGUUUGAGUAGAUGAUGUUAAUCUACCCACAAUACCCCAUAAUGACAAAGUGAAAACAGGUUUUUAUACAUUUUUUAAAUGAAUUAACACUAAAAACAGAAAUACCUUAUUUACAUAAGUGUUCAGACCCUUUGCUAUGAGACUAGAAAUUGAGCUCAGGUGCAUCCUGUUUCCAUUGAUCGUCCUUGAGAUGUUUCUACAACUUGAUUGGACUCUACCUGUGGUAAAUUCAGUUGAUUGGACAUGAUUUGGAAAGGCACACUUUGUCUGUAUAUGGUCCCACAGUUGACAGUGCAUGUCAAUGCAUAAACCAAGCCAUGAGGUCGAAGGAAUUGUCCGUAGAGCUCCCAGACAGGAUUGUGUCAAGGCACAGAUGUGGAGAAGGGUACCAAAACAUUUCUGCAGCAUUGAAGGUCCCCAAGAACACAGUGGCCUCCAUCAUUCUUAAAUGGAUGAAGCUUGGAACUACCAAGACUCUUCCUAGAGCUGGCCGCCCUGCCAAACUGACCAAUCGGGGGAGAAGGGCCUUGGUCAGGGAGGUGACCAAGAACCUGAUGGUCACUCUGACAGAGCUCUAGAGUUCCUCUGUGGAGAUGGGAGAACCUUCCAGAAGGACAACCAUCUCUGCAGCACUCCACCAAAUACGCCUUUAUGGUAGAGUGGCCAGACGGAAGCCACUCCUCAGUAAAACGCACAUGACAGCCCACUUGGAGUUUGCCAAAAGGCACCCAAAGGACUCUCAGACCAUGAGAAACAAGAUUCUCUGGUCUGAUGAAACCAAGAUUGAGCACUUUGGCCUGAAUGCCAAGCGUCACAUCUGGAGGAAACCUGCCACCAUCCCUACGGUGAAGCAUGGUGGUGGCAGCAUCAUGCUGUGGGGAUGUUUUUCAGCGGCAGGGACUGGGAGACUAGUCAGGAUUGAGGCAAAGAUUAACGGAGCAAAGUACAGAGAGAUCCUUGAUGAAAUCCUGCUCCAGAGCGCUCAGGACCUCAGACUAGGGCGAAGGUUAACCUUCCAACAGGACAACGACCCUAAACACACAGCCAAAAUAAUGCAGGAGUGGCUUCAGGACAAGUCUCUGAAUUUCCUUGAGUGGCCCAGCCAGAGCCCGGACUUGAACCAGAUCGAACAUCUCUGGAGAGACCUGAAAAUAGCUGUGCAGCAACGCUCCCCAUCCAACCUAACAGAGCUUGAGAGGAUCUGCAGAGAAGAAUGGGAGAAACUCCCCAAAUACAGGUGUGCCAAGCUUGUAGUGUCAUACCCAAGAAGACUCGAUGCUGUAAUCGCUGCCAAAGGUGCUUCAACAAAGUACUGAGUAAAGGGUCUGAAUACUUAUGUAAAUGUUAUAUUUCAGUUGUUUCUUUUUAAUAAAUGUGCACAAAUUUCAAAAUCUGCUUUGUCAUUAUGAGGUAUUGUGUGUAGAUUGAUGAGGAAAAAAACAAUGUAAUCAAUUUUAGAAUAAGGCUGUAACGUAACAAAAUGUGGAAAAAGUCAAGGGGUCUGAAUACUUUCCGAAGGCACUGUAUUUUGCCGCAUGAUAAAAAAAGAAGAAAUUAGGUGGUGUUUUUUGUCUUACAGUAACGUUAUACUAUGCUAUUAUAUUCGGUUAUGUUAUGUAGAAUAUUAUAAUUAUGUGAUCUUGCAGACAUUGAUUCAGCUUUGAUUAUUAAAUAAGCACCAUUCUCCAUUCAUCACUGAAAUUUGCCAAAGUAGCCUGUUCUCUGAGCAGCCAAACAAGCAGAGCAGAGACUGUGAGUAAAGUAGAGAAUCCCGCACAUGCGCAGAAGCUUCAGAUUUUUUGCUAUCGGGAAGAGGGUUACGAAGAAUUCGGAACUGCGGCCACUCCUUAUACCAAAGGUUGAAGUGAGGCCAAUUUCUGGUCAUAAACCAUAUACAUUGCAUAGACAUAGACAUUGCAGCGCAUUUUGGAGAAAUUAUUAAACUUCUGUCUAAUAGGCUAUUGUGCCCAAAAUGCUGAAAUAACUGUUCAUAUCACACCAGCUUAUAAAGGAGUGUAACUCCAGUGUGCAAUCAAUGAAGAGGAUGGAAGAGCUCAUUCACCUCAAUAAGAAGAUCCACUUCGAGGGCAAGGUAGAUGAAAACAUCACUCAUUAGGAACAACCUCAUUCAUUCUCAGUACACCUACUGUAUGUUCAUGUAUUUUCCCCUUUCCUCUAUCUAUUGCUGGAUUGGUUUUGGACAACAAAGAAUCCUAUUUCUUACUGCCACAGUAAGGGUUAACCCUGUAAUGUUUGCCCAUUGUAGAUCACAAGUAAAGAAACUACAUGCCUCUAAACCCAGUAAUAAUUCCUUAACUGUUCAUUCAUGCUCAUUAAUAACAUACAUCUCCCCCUUUUAGAUAUUCCCUCUGAUCUCGCAGUCUCGCUGGCUGGUCAAACACGGAGAACUGCUGGAGGUGGACACACAGACCAUGAGUAUUUCUGGGUCAAAGUUCAAGUUGCCCACAAGGCCUGUGUAUCUGCAUCUGUUCAAUGACUGUCUUCUGCUGUCCAGGAGAAAGGAGUGAGUACUAAAUAUGUACAAUGUAGAGGGAGAAUAGAAAAAAACAAUGUGUUUUAUAUUUAUGGAGUUAUGCUAUGCUAAGGUAUGCUAAGCUAUGCAUGGCACAUAGCAUUAUGUCCUAAAAGCUGGUUGAUUGAGUGAUGCAUGGUGUAACAGUUUUGCUACCAUCCCUCUCCUCGCCCCUACCUGGGCUCGAACCAGGGACCCUCUGCACACAUCGACAACAGUCACCCUCAAAGCACCGUUACCCAUCGCUCCACAAAAGCCGCAGCCCUUGCAGAGCAAGGGAAACAACUACUUCAAGGUCUCAGAGCGAGUGACGUCACCGAUUGAAACGCUACUAGAGCGCACCACUAACUAGAUAGCCAUUUCACACAGGUUACAAUGGCAUACAUUGACAAAUUAUUGUCCUUGGUCUGUCUGCAGCACGUGGAAGUUCAUGGUGUUUGUUCACGCUAAGAUUGGGCAGCUGAAGGUGAAGGACCUCAAUCAGAAGCUCCAGGGCAUCUCAGGCUUCAUCUUCCACCUGCAGCUGUGUGAGGGCCAGCAGCUCAAACACCAGAUCCUGCUCAAGGCCCACACUGAGUGAGCUAGUACACAUACCACUAUCAAUCACGAUCAUGAUAUGUAAUGGUAGUGAUAAUGUAAGAACUGACAACCUCUACAUGGGUUUUCCUUCUUCCCAGGAGUGGGAAACAGAGAUGGAUCACGGCCAUGUUCCCGUAUGAUCCAUUGGAAGACAUUGAGCAGGCCAGUGAGAAUGAUGGUGAGUAGCUACUUUAUCAGUAGUCUGCAUAAGCAAUCACAUGUUGCAGUGCAGUUGAGUAUUUCAAUAACUUAUAGACCAACCUCGGUCAUAUCACUGAGUUUCUAUUGUUUAAUUUACUGUAACCUGGAAAAUAUUGCAUUAUGUUUUUUAAAGUUUAAAAAAAUUGAUUUUAACAGCAGUACACCUUUUUCAUUAAUUUCGACACAUUUGGUUGUUUCUCCACUCAGAUCUUUCUCAAGUUCAAUGCAUCAAGAGCUACCAGGCCCAAGAGCAUGACGAGCUAACAUUGGAGAAGGCUGAUAUUCUUCAAGCCAAGACCAUUACAAGUGACGGUGAGACACUCCGCUUGGUGACAUCACGUUAAACUCUAUCAUCAUGAGUAUAAACUUUAAAGGGCAACUUCAAUAAAAUAAAAACACUUGACAUUUUCUCCUUUACCCUUAAAGUAGUUCAUAAGACUUUUCUAUCAUAUGUCAAACCCAAAGUUUGAGUCUAAAACACGUAGACCACCACAAGUGAUAGCUGUGUUUUCGUUUGCUGAGGUUGUCGUGUAUUGUAUAUCCACAGGUUGGGUGGAGGGCAUUCGGCUGUCAGAUGGGGAGCGGGGCUGGUUCCCCAAAACCAACGUGGAGGAGAUCACAAAUCGCAGUGCGCGUCUCCGCAACCUCAGAGAAAACAUUCGCAUCAAGUGUGUCACACAGAAACUGGAGGAGGAGCACUUUUAAGUGUCCUCGCCACCCUGCAGCUUUUAAUUUACACUUGGAAUGUCCAAUCGUAACAGUGUAGCAACUCUCAACCCCAAGUAUCUAUAAGACCCAGCUUUUACGCAACACCAGUUAUACAAUAGCUGAGUAGUUUUAGGUGAUCUGGAUGUGGGAGCUUUAUUUAGUCUGCAGGUGCCAAAGACUUGGCAUGUCUUGACCAUAAGCAAUAGGGUUAAGUAAUAUGGUUUUCCAGCUGCAUAGCAGUAAUUUCCUUUCACACAUGCUUGCUAUGACUGCAUAUUCAACUACUGUAAAACAACUACUGGGACAUCAGAAAUCAAGUGUUUUUCUUUGCCCCCAAGCACUGUAAUUGUCAUCUUAAAGAGUCCUCUCAGCAUCAGGAAUAAACACAAUUUCAGACAUACUGUACAUUCAAAGCAUGACUAGCCUACUAAUUUACUAAUGCAAAAAGUAAAUUUCAACAAAACAUUGAGAAUUACAGAGUUUGUACAUCUUCCCUGUGAUUUGACAGUGAGAGCUGUUUACGCGUAGACAAAAAUUAAGAUGUAAGCACAUAAUAUUAUUGACCAACCACUACUACCAUCUACAUGUAGAUGUACACCAUUCCAGUGGCACAUUAUUAUUAUUAUUAAUAAAUA